GAAAACCUAGAAGCCACCUUUUCCAAAGCACCUCAGUCCCAUCCCUGUCUCCCCUAGCUAGUUUCUUCAUGUCCACCGCAAGCAUGCAGCUGCUACCAUAAGGAUCAAAUGUCUGGUUCACAAGCAUAUAGAAGAAGUAUUCCAGCGUCACAAUCAAGUUAUUAUUAGGACCCUACACUUAUGAUCUCAUGCUGUGUUCAGCGAAUGGCCAGACCAUGAGCUAGGGAAGAAGAUCAAGAGGGAGUCAGCGGCAGCGGCGGCGGACCGGAUGACGGCGGCACGGAGGAGCUGCAGCCUGCCGGCGGGGGCGGGGGCGACGGCUGCUGCAGGCGCCGGGCCAGGUUCGGCGCUGAACACGAUCACGCCGUGCGCGGCGUGCAAGCUGCUCCGGCGACGGUGCGCGCAGGAGUGCCCCUUCUCGCCCUACUUCUCGCCGCUGGAGCCGCACAAGUUCGCCGCCGUGCACAAGGUCUUCGGUGCCAGCAACGUCUCCAAGAUGCUCCUGGAGGUGCACGAGAGCCAGCGCGCCGACGCGGCGAACAGCCUUGUGUACGAGGCGAACCUGCGGCUCCGGGACCCUGUCUACGGCUGCAUGGGCGCCAUCCUCACCCUGCAGCAGCAGGUGCAAGCGCUGGAGGCCGAGCUCGCCACCGUCAGGGCCGAGAUCGUCAGGCACAGGUACCGCCCUGCCGCCGCCGCGGCGUCGCCGGUGGCCACCGUGCUCCCCUCGUCGCACGCCUCCCAGCUCCUUGCGGCCUCGGCGGUCAGCCGGGGGCUGCACCUGCACGCCGGCAGGCCGGUAGGGACAAGAACGGCAACUUUGGCGGCGGCCUCGUCGUCGUCGUCAUCGGUGGUGUACGCCGCCGCCGCCGCGUCGAGCUCAACGGACUACAGCUCCAUCACGAACGAGAAUGUUCCUUAUUUUGGUUGAGGUAGUACGUUGAGGUUAAUACCGAAUGCUGGCUGUGCUUCUUGAAUGUAUUUUUGCCUCUCUUUCUUUUUUUUAUCUGUAGACCUUGUGAAAAUAUUGAAAUAAAAGGCUUUACGUUGC
Panicum hallii is the source of this 1051-nucleotide messenger RNA. RefSeq names its product LOB domain-containing protein 15-like. The record is from RefSeq and is a predicted model, not a curated record. NCBI's taxonomy places the organism in Eukaryota, Viridiplantae, Streptophyta, Magnoliopsida, Poales, Poaceae. The transcript has 3 exons. The coding region runs from base 269 to 931 and encodes 220 amino acids.